This is a messenger RNA of Gadus chalcogrammus (walleye pollock), 10213 nucleotides long. Its product is annotated as titin-like. Bases 114 to 6530 code for a protein of 2138 amino acids. The record is from RefSeq and is a predicted model, not a curated record. The transcript has 4 exons. Gene Ontology annotation, molecular function: protein binding. NCBI's taxonomy places the organism in Eukaryota, Metazoa, Chordata, Actinopteri, Gadiformes, Gadidae.
AAAGCAGUGACUGGCAGAGCUGUCUGAAACAGACGUCCAUACUUGUGUGGCCAGAGCACAAUAGUUGGCUGUUGAGACUCACAUAAUCUCGGAAAUUCAAGCAAGCACCCAGAAUGGAAGCCAACAACAAUGGAAUGAAAAGCGGACCUGAAGACAAAGCUCAUGCUCCAGAUAUAAGUGUGACGCGGGAUAGUGAGGUACAGCUCACUAUCCCAAAGGACCCCAAGUCGACUCCCAGUCAUGCAGAUCGCUUCGUCAGGUCCGUUGAGAAUGGAGCACGCAAACCUGACGACACGGCGAAACCGGCUGCUGACAAGGAGAAAACUAUUCCACCAAAACUUCAGAUCACGGUCAGCGCAUUCACCGUCAAAUGUGGGGCGGCUCUGAAGGUAGACCUCCCAGUGACUGGACUGCCUAAACCAAAGAUCGAAUGGAAAAAAGAUGGUCUUGCGAUAAAGGAGACUUCGAGACUGGAGGUUUCACGCACAGCGUCGUCGACGAGCCUUCGUAUCAAAGAUGCAAAUAGGGAUAAUUCCGGCCAUUACACCAUCACAGCGAGUAACAGCUCAGGGACCGCGAAUGGAGCAAUAACAAUAGUUGUUCUAGAAAGGCCUGGGCCACCCACAGCACCCGUAAAGAUCGAGGAAGUCAGCUCAGACUUUGUCUCCAUCUCUUGGGAGCCACCGGAAUACACAGGCGGCUGCCAGAUAGACAACUAUGUGGUGGAGAAACGCGACACCUCGUCCACAGACUGGCAGAUAGUCUCAGCAACAACAGUCAGGACCGCAAUUAAAGUCCCCAGGCUAAAGACAGGGCAUGAGUACCAGUUCAGAGUGUUUGCUGAAAAUAGAUAUGGAAGAAGUACCCCAAUCAGUUCCCCCAACGUCAUUGCACAGUAUCCCUUCAGUAAGCCAGCAGCCUCUGGCACCCCACGCGUCACCACAGUGACCAAGAACAACAUGGUGGUUGAAUGGGAGCCUCCCACCAGCGAUGGGGGGAGUCCUAUCAUUGGUUACCACCUCGAACGGAAGGAGAAGAACAGCAUUUUGUGGACCAAGUUGAACAAGCUUGUUAUUCCCGAUGCUCGUUUCAAAACAUCUGGGCUGGAGGAAGGCAUUGAAUAUGAGUUCAGAGUCUUAGCAGAGAACAUUGCUGGACCCGGCCUGUAUAGUGAGAUAUCUGAGUGCUACGUGGCUAGAGAUCCAUGUGACCCACCUGGGACACCAGAGGUGGUUGUCAUUACAAGAGACCAUGUCACCCUACAGUGGGCAAAACCCAAGAGCGAUGGAGGGAGCACCAUCACUGGCUACCUUGUAGAAAAGAAGGACCUGCCAGAUGGUAAAUGGAUGAAGGCCAAUUUCAUCAAUGUCAUUGAAACCCAGUUCACAGUCACAGAUUUGACUGGUGGCGAUAGGUACGAGUUCAGAGUCACUGCCAGAAACGGUGCUGGUGUUUGGAGCAGUCCUUCCAGGAGUACAACUGUGACCGCCGAGGAUGUCAUAGAGGCCCCAACCAUAUCCUUGGAUGCUAAGUACAACAGCACGUAUGUGAUUAAGGCUGGCGACACCUUUACUAUUGAUGCCAACUAUUCAGGAAAGCCACUCCCACAAGUCAGGUGGCUAAAGGAUGGAAGGGAAAUCGAUAAAAGUACACCCAAAAUGGAGGUCAAAACCGACCUCACCCGCACAAUUCUGACUGUCAGGGACAGUGCACGCGUGGAUGGGGGAAACUAUGCCUUAAACGUCAAUAACAUGGGCGGAACUAAAACUGUUCCGGUAAAUGUAAAGGUCCUGGAUAGACCGGGUCCUCCAGCUGGACCUCUCAAAGUCAAAGUGGUCAGUGCAGAGAAGUGCACUCUUUACUGGAACCAGCCCAUGAAUGAUGGUGGAGCCAGUGUGACCCACUAUGUUAUUGAGAAGAGGGAAACUAGCCGUGUCUCCUGGACUGUAGUCGAGCCAUCAAUUGAAAGCAUCAGUUACAAAGUGAAUAACCUGGUGUCCGGCAAAGAGUACAUAUUCAGAAUUAUUCCCGUCAAUAAAUAUGGUGUUGGUGAACCCCUUGAGUCGGAUCCCUUUGUGGCACAAAACCCUUUCACAACACCAAGUUCACCAUCUGCCCCUGAAGCGAGUGCCGUUACGGGGGACUCUGUACUGCUGACGUGGCAUAGGCCAGAAAGUGAUGGCGGAUCCGAGAUUGAUGGGUACAUCCUUGAGAAACGUGACAAAGACGGUAUCAGGUGGUCUAAAUGCAACAAGAGAAGGCUGAAUGAUUUGCGUUUCCGGUGCCCAGGACUCAGUGAAGGACAUUUCUAUGAGUUUAGAGUAUCGGCCGAGAAUGCUGCUGGCGUGGGUGCACCCAGUGUUCCGAGUGAAUACAUUAAGAUUUGUGAAGCUACGUACCCACCAGGACCUCCCACCAACCCAAAAGUCACUGACCACUCCGGCACUACUGUGUCUCUGGCCUGGUCCAAGCCCAUCUACAAUGGUGGAUCAACCAUAACAGGAUUUGUAGUCAAGAUGAAAGAGGCUACAGACGAUGACUGGACAACAUGCAUGCCCCCUACUGGAGGGGAGGACACCACAUACACCGUCAAGAGACUGAGAGAGAAUGCAGAGUAUAACUUUUGUAUUUGUGCAGUAAACCUUGCUGGCCAUGGAGAAUAUGUGGAUCUACCUGGCCCAGUGAUGGCUGCAGAAAAACUGGAGGCACCUGAGAUUGAGUUGGAUGCUGAGUUACGAAAGAUUGUGAACGUUCGUUCCUGUUCUACCCUCCGUCUUCUGGUUGCCAUUAGAGGGAGGCCAGAUCCAGUGGUCAAAUGGUCAAAAGCAGAGGGCCCUCUCAAUGAACGCGCUCAUAUUGAGGUAACCAGCUCCUACACUGAGUUACUGAUUGAAAAUGUCAACAGACUUGACUCAGGCAAGUAUGUGUUGACACUUGAAAACUGCAGUGGAUCCAAGUCAGCCUUCAUCAAUGUAAGCGUGCUAGAUUCACCAAGCGCACCAACAAAUUUAGUAGUUAAGGAUGUAAAGAGAGACUCAGUAUCCAUUUCGUGGGAGCCACCUCACAUUGACGGAGGUGCAAAGAUCUCACACUACAUUGUUGAGAAGAGAGAGGAGGCCAGAAUGACAUUUACUGCUGUCUGUAGCAACUGUGUAAGGAACUCAUGCAAGAUUGGAAAUCUACAAGAAGGAAGCUUUUACUCUUUCCGGGUGCUUGCUGUGAAUGACUUUGGUGUUGGACUUCCAUUGGAGACAACUGACAGCGUCAAGAUAUCGGAGGCUCCAUUGUCUCCUGGUAAAAUCACAGCCGAGGAUGUUACCUCCAACAGUGUCAGACUUGUAUGGGAGAAGCCGGACCACGAUGGAGGAAGUAAAAUCACAUGUUAUAUUGUGGAGAUGCAGGCCAAGGAAGAUGACACGUGGACAGUGUGUUCUGAACUCAAAGCACUAGAAACUACAAUAAAUGGGCUCACAACAGGAAGGGACUAUUUCUUCAGAGUGACCGCAAUGAAUGAUCAGGGAAAGAGUGAGCCUAAGCCCUUGUUGACCCCUGUUUCUAUAAAAGACAACAAUGUUGGACCUAUCAUUAAUUUGAUGUGCACCGCAUUCAGUGUGAGAGCAGGAAACGAUCUGAAAAUCAACGUUCCCUUUAAAGGUACACCACAACCAGAGGUGGUUUGGGUAAAAAAUGGCGAAACACUAAAAGAGACAAAUAGGGUAAAUGUACGUACAUCUGAGAUUUCCUCUGAAAUAACCAUUAAAGAAGCAAUUAGAACGGAUGUAGGAGAAUACAAGAUCAAAUUGACCAACUCAUCUGGAUCAAAAUCAGCAAACAUAUUUGUCAAUAUUCUUGAAACCCCUGGACCGCCAAGUGACCUCAGUAUUGAUGAGAUCAGCGCUGACUAUGUUUCUCUUUCAUGGCAGCCUCCAUUGUACCGUGGUGGCUGUGAAGUCGAUAACUAUGUUAUCGAGAAGAGAGACGCAACAUCCUCCACAUGGCAAACUGUAUCAGCUACGAUGGCUAGAACGUCGAUCAAGAUCUGCCGUCUCACUCAGGGCACAGAAUAUCAGUUUCGUGUCGCAGCAGAAAACCGAUAUGGGAAGAGUAACUUUGUUGACUCCGAACCGGUUGUUGCCCGGUUUCCCUUUGAACCUCCAGGCCCUCCAGCCUCUAUCCAUGUAGCCAAUGCCUCAAAAUCUGUCAUGCUGGUCGAAUGGAGCCAGCCAGAGAGUGAUGGAGGAAGCCCAGUGACUGGCUAUCACAUUGAAUACAAAGAUCAAAGCAGCAUCCUUUGGAUAAAGUUAAACAGAAUUCCUCUCACUGAGAACCAGUUGAAGGUCACAAGCAUUCAAGAGAGCCUGAUAUAUGAGUUCCGUGUUUGUGCUGAAAAUAUGGCGGGAGUUGGGCCCUGCAGUAAGGCUUCUGAACCUGUGGCAGCAAGAGAUCAGUGUGAUCCUCCGACAAACCUCACAGUUACCAGCAUAACCAGUAGCUCCGUUUCCCUCUCCUGGGACAAACCACAAUAUGAUGGUGGUGCCAAAAUAACCGGUUACAUCGUGGAACGCAAAGAGCUCCCACAGAGCUGUUGGCUCAAGUGCAACUUUACAAAUCUACAGGAGACCUGCUUUGACGUGACAGGCCUCACUGAGGAUGAUCAAUAUGAUUUUCGAGUUAUUGCCAAGAACGCAGCUGAACUCCUAAGUCCACCAUCGAAAUGCACUGGACCCGUCACAGCCACGCAUGAUGUGGAUCCACCAAAUAUUGUCGUUAAUGAUAGAUGUAACCAGGUGGUGGUGGUCAACGCAGGAGUCCUCCUGAGAAUAGAUGCUACUAUCACAGGACGCCCCCAACCCAUGGCAUUGUGGUCUAAGAAUAGCAGGAGAAUUGACACCAAGGGAAGGUUCGAGAUAACCUCCACAAAGACACAGACCUCAUUACUUAUCAAAGAAAGUACCAGAAAAGACUCUGGACAGUACAUCCUGACUGUGCAGAACAGUGGUGGUACCACCUCUAAAACCUUCAGCUGCAAGGUGCUCGACAGACCGGGACCCCCAGCGGGUCCCCUGGCAAUAACUGGACUCUCAGCGGAAAAAUGCAUCCUGAAAUGGGGGCCCCCUACGGAGACGGGUGGGGCUGAAAUAAUGCACUACAUCGUGGAAAAGUGUGAAACCAGCCGCAUUGCGUGGACUCUGCUUCAUGGGGACCUGACGUCAACGACGUGCAAAAUCACCAAGCUUCUCAAAGGAAAUGAAUAUAUGUUCAGGGUGAGGGCAGUGAACAAAUACGGCGAGGGUGAGGUUCUCGAGAGCGAGCCCACAAAGGCAGUGGAUCAGUUCACCGUUCCAUCGGCUCCUACUGACGUCGAAGUUACAAGCGCAACAAGCGAAGCCAUGACCAUCUGCUGGAGGAGACCGGCCACUGACGGCGGCAGCAGCAUCAACGGUUACGUCAUUGAAAAGAGGGAAAAGCAGGGUCUUCGAUGGACCCGUGUCAAUAAAAAGCCUGUGUAUGACCUCCGGGUUAAGGCUUCCGGCCUGCGUGAAGGAUGCGAGUAUGAAUUCAGAGUCUUUGCAGAGAAUGUGGCAGGGCUAAGUGAGCCGAGUAUACUGUCCUCACUUACUUUGGCUGAGGAUCCAAAGUUUCUUCCGUCCCCACCAGCAAAGCCCCUCGUCAUCGAGUCCUCCAGGACCUCCAUCACCCUGUCCUGGAACAAGCCGCUGUUUGACGGUGGAGCAGUGGUGACCGGUUACAGGGUGGAGUACAGGAAAACAUCAGAGGACAGUUGGAGCGAAGCUGUUUCAAACACAGAGAACACAGAGUUCACAGUCACUGGGCUCACAUCCGGGGAGGAGUAUGUGUUUGUCGUCAGAUCUAUCAACAGAAUUGGCGCGAGUGAGCCCAGUCCUGAGACAGAUCCGGAGGUUGCCAUGGAGAGAGAGCAGAAACCCGAAUUUAACAUCAGCAAUGAGAUGCGCAAGGUGAUCCUUGUCAAAGCCGGCAGCUCUUUCACCUUGACAGUACCGUUUACUGGAAAACCUGCCCCAGAUGUGAGCUGGGACAAGGCGGAUGCAGAUUUGAGAAUCCGAGGACUCAUCAACACGUCUAGCUCUAUGACCUCCAUCACAGUGGAACAGGCCACACGCGACGACUCAGGAAAAUACAUAGUGAAACUGCAGAAUGUAGCUGGAACUGCAAGUCUUACCCUAAACGUAAGGGUUCUGGACUCCCCUGGUCCCCCGGCAAGCCUCGCCGUCAAAGAUGUGACCAUCAACAGUGUCACCGUUACCUGGGAUGCGCCUGAGAAUGAGGGAGGAGCCGCUGUGCAGAACUACCAUGUGGACAUACGCGACAUCAGCAGGAAAGGAUGGACCAACCUUACUAAGUCUUGCACACGUCUGUCCCAUCGCGUCUCUGAUCUGGUGGAGGGGGGCAUUUACUUCUUCAGGGUGACCGCGGAAAACGAGUACGGGGUCGGAGUCCCAGCUGAGACCAAGGAUGGAACCAAGAUGAUAGAAACUACAAGCUUGUAGCUGGGAAAGUCAACCUUCUCCACUCACCAACAAAUAUAUAAUGGGAUGGAUGUGAUGGAAAUCGAUUUGUCUUUUAAUUAUUAUUACAAAGUGGCUUAUAUAUAUAUAUAUAUAUAUAUAUAUAUAUAUAGUGGAUGAUAGGAAUAUUCUCCCAAAAUGCACUUUCCAUUUCAUUAAUAGUGACACAUUCUGGCACAAUGUUUUUUAAAUUUUGAUUAUGUGCUCAUAUACAUAUUUGUUUACUUUAGAUGAAAAGAUAUAUAGCUUGCAUUCCUUCCAAUAAGAAAUGAGUGGAUGAUGAUUCCUUUUGUUAUGAUAUUCAUGUUAUUUUGCCAGAGCAUAGGCCUAUCCGGAUUUGGAUUGCUAAGUUUCUGUUCCUUACCUCUCCUAUUUAUAGGAACAUCGACGCUCCCUUGUACGUGUGCUAUUACAUUGGACAUAUGAAGGGAGUCGGGACACUAUUAUUCUUCAUGGUAAAAAACGAUUUGACCACUUUGAGAUAUGAAUGCAAAACAAUUUAAACGCACCAGUGACCCUUGAUUUUCUGAGGCUAUAAAACGAUUGGUUUCAUACUGAAUAAGGUUAAACUUGGGAUAGGACUAACACAGUAGUAUCUUCUCCCUGAACUAGAAGAUACCAUUUACUGUAUUAAGUGACAAAGUAGGGUUUUCGCUGGACAAUGCAUUCAUACUAUUCUAUUGUAUUGCGCCAAAAGAUGAUGUACAAAUAUAAUUGCAAGCAACAAUGGCAAAGUCAGACAUAGUAUGGUGAGAUACAUUCGUUUUGGUGCUGUUUCUCACAACAUGUUGGGUUGAGGUGAGAUUCACACUGUAAACCUCCUGCAAUGCAUUUCUGACAUGCACUCAACCGCUGAGCUACAUGUAGGUGCCACCAUUAGGUUGGGACACCUAAUAAUAUAUAAUUAUUAUGUCAUCCUUUCAAACGUUGUGCCUUUUUAAUGUGUGCCUUGGGACUGCUGUAAGGAUCUAUCCAAGGAUGAUAAACAAAUGACUGAAUAAGUUAGUCUUAAGAGACUAAGCUAUUUGUGUUAUUUUCGUUGGUACAAAUGUAUUUGAAUGUUUUCGUCACAGAGUGAAGACGCCAUCUAUUGGCGAUUAGAUGCUAUUGCUUCAAUAAAAACCAAAGGACGCGGUGUAAAAUGUUUAUAACUUACUGGAUGUGUAUCUCCUCUACAUCAGAGAGAAGGUUCAGUGCUAUGGUUCUCUUAUGUUUUUGCAUAGCAAACAUUAUUCUGGAAUUAUAUUUCGCAAGUGGGAACUAUAACAAUUUGGAGUUAGAAUAAAGCCCCUUGCGCCCUCUGUCGGCCAAGGGGCCCACUGUCUCGCUCUCCGCGUGGUAAUCACCAUCCAGCCGCACCGACGCAACUCACACACUUCAGUAUUAUACAAAAGUUAAUAAAUAUCUAUUAUGUCAUUUCAAGCAUGCAUUCUCCUUUUAUAAUUGUCUGGAGACAGUUACACAUAACAAUAUAUUCUAACAAUGUAUUCAACCGUAUAAAAUAUAUUUCAUAACAAUAUUUGUUUCAAGUGAAUUGUAUUUAUAUAUUUUACACAAAUUUUAUCCGACUCUUGAGUAUUCGACUCCAGUUACCACUCCCUCGCUCCCUCUUUCAAUGCUUUUAAAUAUUGAUUAAAAAAAUAAUUAGUGUAAUAAUUGUUAUAAAUUGUGCCCAAUAGGUGGCAGCAAAGCCAAACUGAGGAAAAGACCACAGUAAAUUUAUUUUUUGACAUCUUUAAUUCUUUCCUGCAAUACAUUUGCCACAAUGUUAAAGAGUAAAUACAUCUUAAAUAGUUAACAGUUGACAGUUUCCCAAAUUCCUUUGACAUUUCCUCUUUCCACAGUUUGCAAGGGAGAAACAAGCCCUCAAGACCACCUUGUGCAAAUUCCCAAAUGGUCCAUAAUAUAGUCUAAGCCAUGCUUGCCCAAAUAUAGCAGUGGUUUUCUGGCUGGGUGUUCCGGUUGCAACAACGACAAUAAAAUCUCUAAUGUACUGGGAAUUUAAUGCAUAGAUUUGUGUCUGUUCUACUUUAUAAAGAUAAGCAAGUAAAAAUGACAUGGCUGUCAGUAGGCCUAUGUUAACACAAAAUCGUUUUUCUGGGGAGAAAGUUGAACCGAUUUGAACUCACUUUAAAAGGCCUUUAAAAAAUGUAAUCAUAAUCUAUACAUUUAGGAAUGUCGAAAGAAAUCCAUCAUUUUAAGAUUGUGUAAAUUAAUUUAAACACAUGGCUUUUUUUUUUGCUGAAUCGUCCGUCAGUACUGAAAUCCAUCAAGAGACCUUUCAUUUUACAUCCCGGCUGACAAAACCUCACAGAACACUCAGCAAGACAACAUUAUCACAGUCUUCACGAUGUACAGAAUUAGUGGAUGAUUUGUUUUAAAGUCUUUUUUUGUAGUGGGACAAGCUUUUCUUUUCUGUACAAAUCAGAUUCUAACCGAGACAGACUCCUGCUUGACGACACCUCCAUGACCCCUCAGCCUACAAGACGCAUUCAACUAUAUUAUUAUGAGUACAUAAAAUGACAAGGGCUUUCAUCUGUAAAUCCUAACAAAAAGUCGACGGGUCAGAAGUUGCACGUGAUUAACCAAAAAUCCCCUUUUCCCCAUAUUUAUUUCGGAUCAACUCUGAGAGAUUCUCAAACUAUCGCUCUUUAAACUACAAAACACAAAAGAAUGGCCCAGGAAAUAUUGACCCCUUUCUAUUGGUGUAUUGAAGGCUUAGUAGAGAUCUUUUCUUUGUUUAGACGUUAAUACUAUACUGUACAGUGCAGGUCUCCCACUUAUCAACCUUUCCAGUCAUACACAGAAUCCAACAGAUACAACACAGAGCACACAGCCAUAUAGUCCCGGAGCGGGGUUCGCACCUAUGUGAGGUACCGAGUCACCAACCCGUACGAGAAAGGAACCACCACCGACAUGGAGGCAGUGAGCAGAUGAACCCAGGAGGCGGACAGGUUAGUCAAUGUUAAAAAAUAAAGCAGUGCACACCCCAUGAUCAAAAAAUCCAUCACACAGUAUCAGCUCUGGUGAGCCCAGGUGGCCGUUGCAGACAGAGAGAAACAGACUGAGGGUAUUGUGGUGUGUGGCAGAAAAAAAUAAAACAGAGGUCGUUUUCCCCACCCCCCAGUGCUGAUGACGGGCCUGACCUCGGGUUUAAGGGCAGCCCCAAAAACACACGAAAAGGACAAAUGGGACUUUUUUUCUUGACCCGAAAGAAUUCCUGAGCCUUAAAAGCCGACUAAUGCCCGUGCGGUUUUACCUUGUGGUCCGACACAAGAUUCCUCAUCGUGCACGCAUCUAGAUGAAGGAGGGACAGAAGAGAAGCAGGAGGGAACCACAACGGUCGCUUUCCUGGUUUAAGUCACAGUCUUUUGUCUGAGCGGUCGUGUUGGCAUGGCGUCGUUCAGAAAGGCAGACGGUUUGGAAACAGUCUAUGUCACAGCAGGUGAUGUCAUGUCCUGUACCUCUGCACGCUCGCAGGAAGUGAAGACCCAAAACCAAAGCAAAAAACACACUGAGAAAAAAUAACUAAAUGGGAGAAGAGAUGGUUUAUUCCAGAUCCCUUGACCUCAGGACAGUAAACAAUGCUAUUGCACCAGAUCUCACACACACACACACACACACACACACACACACACACACACACACACACACACACACACACA